Molecule: messenger RNA, 401 nt
Organism: Octodon degus (degu)
Lineage: Eukaryota; Metazoa; Chordata; Mammalia; Rodentia; Octodontidae
Product: beta-defensin 33-like
Exons: 3
Coding region: 148-336 (62 amino acids)
Biological process (GO): cell chemotaxis; defense response to bacterium
Molecular function (GO): chemoattractant activity; CCR6 chemokine receptor binding
Source: RefSeq, a predicted model, not a curated record
GGUAGUGGUUGCCUGCUCUCAGGUCCCUGCCUCAAGAGACAGCAUAAGGCGGGUGCCUGGUGGAGGAACAGCCCCAGGUUCCCUGUGACCACAGUGCGCUCAGGACACUUCCGGGCUCUCCUUCCCCCGCGAGGCGUGCUUCCCAUCAUGAGGCUGCUCUUCCUCCUCUUGCUCCUUCUGCUGAGCCUUAUCCACACAGCAUCAGGGUACAGGAGAAAUGACAUCUACCUGGAGUGUGGAAGAAUGGGUGGAGCCUGCAAGCACCAGAAAACCCACGGCUGCUCCAUCCUGCCGGCAGAGUGCAAGAGCCGUCACAAGCACUGCUGCAGAGUGUAGCUGGCCCCGGACCUCGAGGCCGAGGGCAGGGAGGGACCUGGCUUCUCUGAGUCCAACUUAGUAAA